This is a messenger RNA of Nematocida minor, 729 nucleotides long. RefSeq names its product translation initiation factor 6. Gene Ontology annotation, biological process: maturation of 5.8S rRNA; cytosolic ribosome assembly; ribosomal subunit export from nucleus. The coding region runs from base 1 to 729 and encodes 242 amino acids. Gene Ontology annotation, molecular function: ribosomal large subunit binding. Gene Ontology annotation, cellular component: cytosol; nucleolus; preribosome, large subunit precursor. The record is from RefSeq and is a predicted model, not a curated record. The transcript has a single exon. NCBI's taxonomy places the organism in Eukaryota, Fungi, Microsporidia.
AUGAGUCAAAGAAUAAGCUUUGAGAGCUCCCAAGAAAUAGGCACCUACGUGCGGAUGACCAACAUGUAUGCUCUAGUCGCUGCCACAGACAGCACUAACUUUGUGUCUGCUUUUGAAGAAGUGCUGGAUAUCCCAGUGAUACAGACCACAAUAAACGGCAUUAAAAUGGCUGGCACACAGACUGUUGGAAAUUCAAAAGGACUUCUCGUUUCUUCCACCACAACAGACCAGGAGCUGCAGCACCUCAGAAACUCGCUGCCAGAGAAGAUCAGAGUCAGAAGAAUCGAGGAAAGACUAAACGCCCUUGGAAAUGUAAUAGUGUGCAAUGACAACUCUGCUCUUGUCCACCCAGAUGUCUCUUCUGAGACUGUGGAGUUCAUCACUGAUGUUCUUGGCGUGGAUGUGUUCAAGUACGCGCUAGCUGAGAACGGCCUUGUUGGCUCGUAUGCCGCCAUGAACAACACUGCAAUGAUGGUGAGCUCAAAAACCUCGGCAGAAGAAGUAGCUGAGCUGUCUGAGCUGCUGAACAUAAGGAUAGUGCCAGGAACAGUCAACAAAGGAUCGGAUGUAAUAGGCUCAGGGCUGGUGAUCAACGAUUUUGCCUGUUUUGUGGGAGCAAAGACAACAAGCACCGAAAUAGUUGUCAUAGAUAGCUUGUUCAAGACAACGCCAACUGCGCAAUUAGGAGAUGACGAGAAGAGAGCAUGGAUUGAUGCCCUCCAGAUAUAA